AGGUCGGAGUAGAGUUGUGCAUGGCGCGAGGGAGUCUUGUCGGACGCGUUGGCACUGUACGGGCGCGAGGGGGCGGCAAGGCGGGCAUGUUUCCUCGCAGGGAGGGAGUGCCGCCACAGGCACGAUAGCGGUCGGGGAGACAUGAGCACAAGCGCCGGGCGCCUUGACGCGAUCGACCCAAAAUUGGGCAUGCACGUGGCUGGCGAGGACCGAGGCCUUCGCCCAGAUGGGACCGGACGUCACACACGGCGGACGCGCGCUCUCCACAGCCACACGUCUUGGCGGGUGGCUUGAUGUCCCCCUUGUGCCCUUGGCCGGUCAGAUGCGGCCACAGCGAGGCCAGCGGCGCCACAUGACGGUCGGGGUGCAUCCUGCAUCGAUGGCUGUGGUGUCCCUCAGCGAACGCAGACUAUAUAAAAGGCGGGGGGAAGCGCGAUUCGCGUGGUCUAUUAAAGGCAGCCUACCGACGGACCGACGGAAAUUCUGCCGGCGCAGUCGCCUCAGAUCAAUCACAGGCGCCCGGGGGACCAAAGAGGCACGGUCUCCGUGGGAACUCUGCCAGUACUACAUUUCGUCGCUCGCCCGCCACCGCCUCCUUUCCCCAGGCCUCUUCGUCCGAGUGGUCUCAUUUCCGUUCCUCGACUUGGGCUGCCCUCACUUACUCCGCCCACCUCGCCCAACGAUCCAUCCGGCUGGUAUCCAAUGGACGCAUCGCACUCUCAGCAACACCCCCGGCCUGGACAGCCCGCCCGCGUCCUCCACUUCUUAUCGGGCACCCCCUCGCGGCCUUCCUCUCCUGCCCGUUCCUCCCGCUCGCCAGCACAAUCUGCACCGGUGGAAUACUCCAUGCACGAGAAGAGGAGCGAGAAGGCCCCGUUUGACGCGCCCCCGUACGCGGCCGGCCAACAGUCGCGGUGUUCACAAUGUCAGUGCGCGCAUCCGGAACCCCCUCUCCCUCCUCGUUCAGCGUCCCUCCACCCACCAAUGCACUCUGCGCGACCGUCACUACCACCAACCCUCCUUGCGACUUCCUCCCCUCUCGCUGCCUCGAGCUGGACAGCGACAACACCCACCUACACGCGUCCACGAGGACUACGGAUAGUUAACCUACUGAAGCCUUGGACGCCAGUAAUUCUGUAUGCUUUGACGAGUCUCGCGUUCCUGGUCGCAAUCAGCUUUUGGAAAGUCGAGGUCUUUGCGGGUACGUGUGGUAACAUAUCGCUUCACUUCUCCGCGAAGUUGACACAGCCCCCAUACAGGCCUCGACGCCCUUGCACAUUGGUUGCAGUCCGAUCUAUACUUAGGUUAUGCCGUAAUCUCUUCCUCG
Fomitopsis serialis is the source of this 1327-nucleotide messenger RNA. RefSeq lists its product as uncharacterized. Lineage: Eukaryota; Fungi; Basidiomycota; Agaricomycetes; Polyporales; Fomitopsidaceae. The coding region runs from base 227 to 1102 and encodes 291 amino acids. The transcript has a single exon. The record is from RefSeq and is a predicted model, not a curated record.